This is a messenger RNA of Rubroshorea leprosula, 1434 nucleotides long. Lineage: Eukaryota; Viridiplantae; Streptophyta; Magnoliopsida; Malvales; Dipterocarpaceae. The record is from the annotation of a GenBank genome assembly.
GUCAUGUAGGUGUGAGACUGUGUGGUGUUCCUCAGCAUUCUUAAAUGCUCCAACCCAACACAUCCCACUCGGCGCCUCGCAAGUUAUUGCUGUGUCGAUGGUGACGGUUUCUAUUGCUAAAAGUUGCUCAGCAACUGCCUUUACCGUGCUUCUUUUCCUGAAUCCCCUCAUCUUUUCCUGAAUCCCCUCAUAUUUUCCCUUUAUAAGUGACCCAUAAUAUUCCUUCUUUCUCAUACUCUCAAUCUCAGAAGUUGAUUUCCAUGGAGCUCAAAUCUACCGUCUCCGUUGUCUUCCUCCUCCUGCUUCUCCUCGCCACCCCUCGCAUCUCUAGAGGGAGCUCGGAUGCUUUGGAUACGGAGGUGUAUCAGAUUGAUUACCGAGGUCCAGAGACCCACUCUUCAAUCCCCCCGCCGGACCAUUAUGGCGGUGGCAGGCCUUUUAUUCACCGACAGAGCGCCCGCGGCAACAGGGAAGGAAAUGUCUGGCUUGGAUUUUAAAAUUCUUUCGUUUCUAAUGAAGUUGAGGUCAAGUUAAGCUUAAUUUUUCAGAAGUUUAUGCUAUGAAUCUUUGGUUUCUAGAAUGAAGUUUUGCUAAAUAGAUUUCUAACUGAUAAUUUUCACUAAUUUAUAAAACUCAACUAUUUUUUCAGUCUCGAACUGUUAAAAACUUGCCGUCCCAACAUGAAAUGUACACUGUGCCCAACUUUUUCUUUUUUCUUCUUCCAUUUCCAUUCAUUAACAAUAAAAUGGGUAUUUCAAGUUCAAAUUAGUUCUCUCACUCAGUCCAGAUUGAAGAAAGGGUUUUUAUUAUUAAAAUUAUUUAUAAUAAUUUUACAUAAUUUCAUGAUUUCUUCAUUUGUUAUUUGUUCUUAUCUGCAGGCCAAGAAAAUCCAUGGGUGAAGAAGUUCUAGAAGCCUGAGGGGUAAUUUUUGGUGGUAGUUAUUAUAUCCCUACAGUUUCUUCUCCAUAUAUAUGGAUACCAGAAAAGAUUCGCAAUGGAAGUCUGAUGCUAUCUUUAGCAAUUAUCUAUCUAUAUAAUUGUAAAUGCUAAUUGUGUGAUUUUUAAAUCUUAUGUUUAAGUAAAUGUGAUGCUAUAUAUCACUAAGAAGUGAAGUUCUUGCCAUUGGCAAAGGCUCUAUUAAGCAUAUUCCAUCAGUCCAGUCCAAUACAACGUGAGCAAAGGUUUUUCUUAGUUGCGAACCAUGUUCGUGACCUAAUAGUAAGAGCUUAAUAGUGUGACACUUCAAUCCUGACUUCGAGUUCAACUACUAACAUUACUCUUCAACCCCCUUAUAUGUAAUUGUAAUGGAUAAUUAUCUUAUUAAAAAAAGGGGGGUUUUCUUGUCCAUUUGCAUCUAAAGAAAAAUUACAUAAGAGAUGUUGUUAAUGAGUUAUUGUUGUAAUAGUUAUAUGACAUACCCAAGAGAUCUAAUUC